GGACAAAGAAUUAAACAAAGCCAAAUCACACUCGCUAUACUUCCAAUUUUCUUUUCCCCCUUAUUUGUUAUUUUUCUCAAACAUUAUCGAUUAAUACUAUCUUCCCCCGUCCAAUUUUCACCUUCUUUUUCAUUCUCUCUUUUGUUUUCGUCCUUUUCAUUAAACACGAAUACGAGCAUGGCACGAGCACGAAUAGGCACGGCACGAUUCGAAACGUGCCCGGGUCGGGGCCGGGUCUAGCAAAGUUAACAAAUGGGCUUGCAUGGCACGACACGAAAACUGACGGGCCGUGCCAAGCACGACACGAAAUAUAUGGGCCUAAAGCGUGCUCGUGCCAUGCCGGCCCAAGCACGGCCCAACGCCCAUGUACAAGCUCGACUCGAUCGCCGACGAGGGAAGAAGCUUGAGCUUCUUCAACUUCAGCAGGCAGUCCAGGAUCUGCCUCCACGCGCCGCGAAUCGCUCUGCCAAAGCUGUUCGCGAUGCUGAACACCGCGAGAAUGGCUAUUCGAGGCUUCAGGUCGUGUCUGAACGCGAGCGGCAACCACGAGUGGAGAAGAAGUGAUUGCGGCAGAUUAUCUGGCAUUGGCUGCCAGAAGAGUUAUGUACGGACAUCUUCGGAAUACUGGGAACUCCGACGGUUGGCGGCAACCCCGAGCGGAGAAGAAGUGAUUGCGGGGAAGGGAUGUGGUGUCGGGUGCCACUUUUAAUUUGAUAAUAAUUAAUAAUUAUAAUUUUUUAUUUCUUUUUUAUUUAUUUUAUGGUAAAAAUGAGUUGGGUAUUAAAAUAAAAUAAAUUUAUUUUAUUUAUUAUUUUUUAAUUGUCACGUCACUAAGUUAACGGUCAACUUUAAGAGUUGACUGCCACAUUAGCCAAAGUUAACGGAGUUUGACGGAGAGUGAUCAAAUGUGAACGAUUUCAGUAAACUGAAGUAUCACCA
Messenger RNA from Linum trigynum, 939 nucleotides. The record is from the annotation of a GenBank genome assembly. NCBI's taxonomy places the organism in Eukaryota, Viridiplantae, Streptophyta, Magnoliopsida, Malpighiales, Linaceae.